AUGACUUUGCCUAAUGCGCAAUUGCCUCUCUGCUCUGCUCUCCAUCUUAUCCUGUCCUCUGUGCUAGCCGCCGUCCCCGGUUCCUUCGCUCCAAGCUACAUCCGGCUCUGCGCCUACAUACAACCUGAUGGCCAUGUGAUCAGUCGCUCUACCGAGAGCUCUUGUUGGUAUCGUUCUAACGAGACUCACAAAAGGGAGAUUGCGAUGUACCCAUUUGUUACAAGCCGAAUGCCGGACACUAAUCUGCCGCUUUUAACCACAUGUCCGGCAUGUGGCCAUGACAAGCCUCGGAAGUUUAUCAGAGCACCGCCGCUCCUUUCUAGCCACUCCGAUAACCCGAAUUUGUAG
Protopolystoma xenopodis is the source of this 348-nucleotide messenger RNA. Lineage: Eukaryota; Metazoa; Platyhelminthes; Monogenea; Polystomatidea; Polystomatidae. The record is from the annotation of a GenBank genome assembly.